Molecule: messenger RNA, 3508 nt
Organism: Episyrphus balteatus (marmalade hoverfly)
Lineage: Eukaryota; Metazoa; Arthropoda; Insecta; Diptera; Syrphidae
Gene: lds
Product: transcription termination factor 2
Exons: 3
Coding region: 147-3380 (1077 amino acids)
Molecular function (GO): ATP-dependent chromatin remodeler activity; ATP binding
Source: RefSeq, a predicted model, not a curated record
AAUUAAACUGAACAGUUAACGGGCAUCAAAUACGUAUUACGGAUUUUUUUUUUGUUAAAACAGUUUUAUUAAUUUUUUUUAUAAUUAAUUAAAAGAAAAUAAUUAUUGAAUAAAACAUAACAAAACAAAUAUUUCGAUUAUUCAAAAUGGAUUCAUUUCAAGAAGUCUAUACUUCCGAUUCCGACGAAGAAAUCAAUUCUUCUAAAUUAUCAGGAGAUCUGACUAUUGAAGAUUCUUCUGCAUCUGGAAGUGAUGAGGAAAUUGUUCGCAAGCCUAAAAAACUAACUCAAAAACGUGCUGUAAUCAUUUCCGACAGCGAAGAUGAAGAAGAAGAACAAUUUGAGCGUCGAGUUCUAUCACCAAGAACUCGAAUGAGCAUAACUGGGGUGAGACCUGCUGAUCUUUCAGGCGAUUCCAGUGAAUUUGAUGAUUCCUCAGAAGAUGAGGACACCGAUAAAAGUCACAUUGAUGAUGUCGAUGAUGGAUCUUUUAAAGAAAAUCCUUUUUUGCGAGAUGUUGAAGAAAAAAAUUCAUUCCAUGAUGGAAGCCAUUCUCACAGUGAAAAAGAUUUAACAAGCGACGACUCGGAGACCGAGACCGAUACACCUACCAAAGCGAUCAAUCAAUCUUUGGUUCCGAAUCCAAUGUCUCGUCCUUCUAUCGUUCAAUAUAGUACAAUAUUUGGAAAUUCGCUUGAAGAUAAAUUCUCUUCAACAAUGAUGAUUCAAGAAAAGUCAAAUGAACCUCAGGCAAUAGCAAAUGACAAUGUUCCUUCAACAUCUCGCUCGGAACAGGUUGAAAAUCAUGAUUCAGAUGGCUCUGAUACUGAAUCGGAGUUAACAAAAGAAACAAUAUCUCCAACACUCAAUCCAGACAACAAGUCGAGUGUUGAUAAUUCGAGAGAAUCACAAAAUGGGUCGAAUGAUAGCGAUAUAGUUGAGCUAAAAAAGAGCAUUGAUAUAGUAGAUAUAAGUUCGGACGAUUCCGAAGAACCUACUUUUAUUGAUUCGAAACCUUUGAAACACGAAACUACAAAAUCGAUUACCAACACGGUACAACCAAAGAUAUCUGCGGUUCUUCCUCGAGUUACUUUAUCAAAUAAAGGAUCAAAUAAUAUUAAACGAGUAUCAAAGGAAUUCUACGACAAAGAAGUUAAGAAACUCGAUGAAUUGCGAUUUGAUCUUGCCAAUGCUGAGAGUUUAUUGGAAAAACUAGGACCAAGUUUAUUCGAUGGCGGUAAGCAACUCUCAAUGCGUGUGGCUAGUCUACAAAAUAAUGUCAAAAAGAAGGCAGAGGAAGUUGUAAAUCUUCAAGUUGAAGAUGAUGAUGCGGUUGUUGUCGUCGAAGCCAAAAAGAAACCAUUCUUCAAUCAAGAUUUGCCCGACUGGGAUGAAUUAUCAGCACAAGUAAAUUCAAUCAAACCAGUACAUACUGGAACAGUUGGAUUAAACACAUUCAAUAAACAAAAAGUCCUUACAAUGGAACGUUUGAAGGACAUACAUGGUUCUUUGGAGACUCGUCCUGGUGAUGAUGUGCUAGCUGAUGAUCCCAAAGGAUUAAAAAUCUCUCUAAUGGACCAUCAAAAGCACGCAUUAGCAUGGAUGAAUUGGAGGGAACAACAGAGACCUCGAGGAGGAAUACUUGCCGAUGAUAUGGGUCUAGGGAAAACUCUAUCAAUGAUAUCUCUUGUCCUAGAUGUGAAAAAUCGAGAAGAGGAUAAUGAAGAAAGUGAUGAUGAUUCAGAAGAAGAACACAAUGGUUGGUCAACAAAGAAUCGAAAAGAUUACCACAACGGAGGUACACUUAUUGUUUGUCCAGCUAGUUUAUUGCGACAGUGGGAAUCUGAAGUCAACAAUAGGGUUCAUCGGCAUAAACUAAGUGUAAGUGUUCAUCACGGACAAAGUAGAGACACGAAACCUCGACAUUUAGCUACUUAUGACAUUGUUGUCACAACAUACCAAAUUGUUACUCGCGAAUCCAAAAACAAAGGGGCUUUGUUCUCUAUAGCUUGGAAGAGAGUUAUAUUGGAUGAAGCACAUGUGAUACGUAAUCACAAAAGCCAAUCGUCUAUAGCAGUAUGUGAAUUGAGAUCAAAAUGUCGAUGGGCACUUACGGGAACGCCUAUUCAAAAUAAAGAAUUAGAUGUGUAUGCACUGCUUAAGUUUAUCAAGUGUAGUCCUUUUGAUGAUCUUGGCCAUUGGAAGAAGUGGAUUGACAACAAAAGUGCUGGAGGUCAGCAGCGCUUAAAUACCUUGAUGAAAUCUCUAAUGCUUCGUAGAACAAAGGCUCAGUUACAACAACUGGGAAGUCUUGCAUGUCUUCCAGAGCGAGAACCAUGUAAAAAUAUUGAAGUAAUCCUCGAAAAAGAUGAAAUGAAUGUGUAUCAAAAGAUUAUGACCUACUCGAAAACAUUGUUUGCACAAUUCCUCUAUCAACGAGCAGAGAAAAAUAAUGAUAUGUAUUUCCUUGAUCAAGGCAGUCGACCGACAUAUAAGCAAACAAAAGAUCCAAAUGGCGCAUAUCAUAAAAUGCAUCAAAAAUUCUCGAAACUUCAUGGUGGUGAAAGAGAUAUUAAGUCGCAUGAAAUCCUUGUGUUACUAUUGCGUCUUAGACAGAUAUGCUGUCAUCCUGGUUUAAUAGAUGCAAUGUUGGAAGACGAAGAUGAAACUGUGCCAACAGAUUCAUGCUGUAGUGAACCAGAUAUUGAUUUGUUGGACCAACUCAAUAAACUAGCAAUCACGGAUGAUCCAGUUUCGAAUGAAACCGAUAAUGUGGAUUUGGAAAACAAAGGAAUAUCGAGAGCAUCAGCUAGAGUAUUGCAAAGAUCAAAUCCAGUAUUUAAUUUAGCAAGACCGAGUUCUAAAAUGAAAAAAGUCCUCCAAAUAGUAGAUGAUGAAAUUUUAAAAUCAUCAGAUAAAGCGAUAAUAGUUUCUCAAUGGACCAGUACAUUAAACAUACUUCAAAGUCAUUUGGAAGCCAAGAAUGUAGCUACACUAUCUCUAAACGGAAGCAUUCUCGUAAAAAAUAGACAAGCUAUUGUUGACGAUUUUAAUAAUCCGAGAUCUUCAGCAAGAAUACUUCUUCUUUCAUUGACCGCUGGCGGAGUUGGUCUUAAUCUGGUUGGUGCUAACCAUUUGCUAUUGAUCGACAUUCAUUGGAAUCCUCAGCUUGAAUCUCAAGCGCAGGAUCGUAUUUAUCGGGUUGGUCAAAAGAAAACCGUCCAUAUUUAUAAGUUUAUAUGCAAGGAUACGGUUGAAGAACGAAUAAAAGCCUUGCAAGAUCAUAAACUGGAAAUUGCAAAUGGUGUUCUAACAGGUUCCAAAGCUUCAGGCGGAAGCAAAUUAACUAUUGAUGAUCUGAAAGGCCUGUUUGGAUUGUAGAAUUUGCAUUUUUGUUUGUAAUGUUUCGUUUUAACUUUUUUUCGUUAUUUAUCAACUAAUAUUGUGUUAACUUCCGAUACAUAUAAAUAUUUUAAUAAAUAUUAUUUUUAUAAUUUUUAUAAACUAAA